Bombina bombina (fire-bellied toad) is the source of this 2832-nucleotide messenger RNA. It is a transcript of the gene TMEM184B, whose product is annotated as transmembrane protein 184B. The record is from RefSeq and is a predicted model, not a curated record. The transcript has 10 exons. NCBI's taxonomy places the organism in Eukaryota, Metazoa, Chordata, Amphibia, Anura, Bombinatoridae. Gene Ontology annotation, biological process: transport. The coding region runs from base 220 to 1725 and encodes 501 amino acids. Gene Ontology annotation, molecular function: transporter activity.
UCUUCUAGCUCUAUUCUAUAGUCCUAUUAUGAUGACCUGAUGCUGUCAGACUUGGUAGAAGAGAUGCAUAUUAUGGCCUCUGGUUAGUACAAUUAAACACAUUCAUCCUGCUUGCGUUUGCACUUUGUUUGCUGAUAAUAUCUGGCAUAGAUACCCAAGGCUGUUUGUAUACAGCUGCUGCACAUUGCUGCAGAGUACUUGGCAGAAUUCGCACACCACAUGCAAAACCUCUUGCUGAAAGGCAGCACUGAGUGGGAGAGAAGAAGCUUCUGUAGAAUUCGCUCAAGAAAAUGUGCAGGGAGGCCAUGUUACUCAAUCCUCCCUGUGUUAACUAAGCAUAAAAUCCAAAAAGUCUGGAGGAGGAGCGCAGAGGACUGGGAACAGAUUGAAUCAGUGUUCAGUAGCAGAAGGUUCAGCGCUACAUGUAGGGUCCUGGGAAAAGGUGUCAUGGCCGUCUCCAACUUGGGUGACUCCUCGCAGGGGACCGGUAUGGCCACCGGGCUGCCUGCGGCUACGAUUUCUGACACUGCAUCGCCAGCCAGCCCAAAUUUUUCUAGGAUUCCGGAGGAGCAGCCAUUCACCAUAGAGCAACCAACAUUCCUCAUGACGACCACUGCACAGGCCAUCUCAGGGUUCUUUGUGUGGACUGCGCUAUUGCUCACCUGCCACCAGAUUUACAUGCACCUGCGCUCCUACAGCUGCCCCAAUGAGCAGCGUCACAUUGUGCGGAUCCUUUUUAUCGUCCCUAUAUAUGCCUUCGACUCCUGGCUUAGCCUCCUCUUCUUCACCAAUGACCAGUACUAUGUCUAUUUUGACACUGUGCGGGACUGCUAUGAGGCUUUUGUUAUCUACAAUUUCUUAAGCCUCUGCUACGAAUAUCUAGGUGGGGAGAGCAACAUUAUGUCAGAGAUCCGAGGGAAGACCAUUGAGUCUAGCUGUAUGUACGGCACCUGCUGCCUAUGGGGGAAAACAUACUCUAUUGGAUUUCUGCGCUUUUGUAAACAGGCAACCCUUCAGUUUUGUGUGGUAAAGCCUCUCAUGGCGGUGAUAACAGUCAUACUUCAGGCCUUUGGGAAGUACAGAGAUGGAGAUUUCAACGUGGCCAGCGGGUAUCUGUAUGUGACCAUAAUCUACAACAUCUCGGUCAGCCUUGCGCUCUACGCUCUGUUCCUGUUUUACUUCGCCACGCGGGAACUGCUCAGCCCGUACAGCCCCGUGCUCAAGUUCUUCAUGGUGAAGUCUGUUAUUUUCCUGUCCUUCUGGCAAGGUAUGCUUCUGGCUAUUUUGGAAAAAUGUGGCGCCAUCCCAAAAAUCCAUUCAGCGGAGGUAUCAGUAGGGGAGGGCACUGUAGCUGCCGGGUACCAGAACUUCAUCAUUUGUGUAGAGAUGUUCUUUGCCGCCAUCGCCCUGCGUUACGCUUUCACAUACCGAGUUUAUGCAGACAAGAGGCUGGACGCCCAAGCUGUUCCAUCUUACGACCCGUAUGGACGCUGUGCCCCCAUGAAGAGCAUCUCUAGUAGCCUGAAGGAAACCAUGAAUCCUCACGACAUUGUGCAAGAUGCCAUCCACAACUUCUCCCCAGCCUACCAGCAGUAUACUCAGCAAUCCACACUGGACCAAGGCUCAGGCUGGCGCAAUGGGCAGAUCAUCUCUCGAUCACAGAGCCUCUCAGGGGCCCGAGAUACAGAAAAGACCCUGCUCCUGAGUUCUGAUGAUGAGUUCUGAUCCAGGUUGCAUAUAGGCCGGUGACACGGCUAGCGUUCAGACAGCCUGGACAUACAGCUGCCUUUUCUUACUUGGCUGAAGGAACAUAUCUGUGGCCACAAACAUCUCUUUUAACCCUCUCUAAGAUGCCACUGCUACACAGGGUUAAAAAAGGGGGGAGGAUUAUAAAGGCCGCUGGUUGCAGGUUGAGAGGAGUUGUGGCCCUUCAGUAUGCAGUUGUUUUUCAGCCUCAAAAUUUGCUCUAUUUAUUUUUCCUUUGUGAAUUCCCUGAUUGUUUAAACCCAGAAUGUGACAGUAGAUAAGGAUCACUUUGCCCAUUUUGUGCAUCUUGCCAGAGGUAAAACCUCUUUUGGAGGUCAUGUGAUCUGUUUCCUGGACAUCCUCCAACACAGCCGUAGCUCUGACACACAACGUGGAGGGGAGCUAUAGGCACCUCGUUCUAUAAAAUGCACUUCACAGGCGCAACAGCUCCCCAGCGUUUCUGUAUGGUGGUCACAGCAUUGCAGUCGUUUUGUUUUGUUUUUUUUGUCAUUAUAUAGAGAGGAUGUUUUGGAGUCACCUUUUAACUGUGUUUGGUCAUAUGAAGGUAUCAAAACCUACAACAAGCCUGGGAGAGAUUUCCAGCAAAUAUGUAGGCUCUAAUUAUUGCUGCUACUUUAUGUUUGUCGGUUUUAUGGGAAAAGCAGCAGCAGAAGAUUAGGGUCACUGUCAUGGAAGGAAAAGUUCUAACCUCAGAAGUUUUUUGUUUUAUUGUUUUUAAAAAUUUUACUUGAGCGAGAUUUCAACUCUAUGUCUUUGAAUUUGAUAGAGCAGAGGGGAAACGGAAGCAGACAGCCCCUUAGAUCUGUUACACGGUAUCAGCUUUUGGUUUGUCAGUGGCAGCCUACAGCGCAUAUAGCAUUGUGUAGUCUUUACUAGAGACCAGCAACAUGCUUUCAGUUUAAAGGGGCGUUAAACUAAACCUUCAUUUAGUACAAAAAUAUACCAUACAUUAUUUUGCAUGUUUUUUUACCCUGUAAUUGACCUGCAAAAAGUGUUCUUAUUUUAUUAAUCUCCUCAAAUAGGUGCAUGUAGUACACGUAGUAAAGUUGCAGUAAUUGAAGACUA